Molecule: messenger RNA, 490 nt
Organism: Caenorhabditis sp. 36 PRJEB53466
Lineage: Eukaryota; Metazoa; Nematoda; Chromadorea; Rhabditida; Rhabditidae
Source: the annotation of a GenBank genome assembly
AUGUCUCUGGCCAAGGAACCUAUUAUCGAACUGACUGAUUUGGUGAGUCAAAAGAGAAUUUGAUCUUGGAAGGUUUACGUUACGGUAAGAGCUUGCAGUCCGAAUUCGAGCAUCUCGUCCGUCAGCAUCCGGAGAAGGUGAUAAUUCUCGACUUCUUCGCCACGUGGUGCGGACCAUGCAAAGCCAUUGCUCCGCUCUACAAGGAGCUGGCCGCCGAGCACAAAGGAGUCAUCUUCUGUAAAGUCGACGUAGACGAGGCGGUGAGUUUGAUGCGAAAUAGUUAGUUUAUGAGAAGAAAUGUUUCCAGGAUGAUCUUGCCUCCAAGUACGACGUGAAGCUCAUGCCGACGUUCGUCUUCACGAAGAACGGAGAGACAAUUGUGAGUCGUCCCCUUCGUUUUCCCCUGUCUAUCUGUAUGAUUCAGGAUACUCUGGAAGGUGGCGUCGAGGAAGAACUGCGUCGGAAAGUGCAGAAGAACGUUGCUCAGUGA